This is a messenger RNA of Striga asiatica, 1452 nucleotides long. Lineage: Eukaryota; Viridiplantae; Streptophyta; Magnoliopsida; Lamiales; Orobanchaceae. The record is from the annotation of a GenBank genome assembly.
AUGGCCCUGCUACCAUUUUCUCCCUUAAUUCCCACUCCACGCCACACCCAUAAACCCUCUCUCCAAUCCCAAUUUCUUCAAACCCCACCAAAACCAAUAAUCCGAACAACACCACACCCCAAACUCAAGAUUCCUCCACCUUUUCUCAUCACAUGCUCCUCAUCAUCCCCUCACAAACCCGUCCGCGACCCAAAGCUCGACCGCCACAUCGUGAAGCAAAACAAGAUCCGGUUCGUGCAGAAGCUCAAAACCCUCCUCCUCUCCAAACCCAAACACUUCAUUCCCGUACAAAUUCUCUACAAGUGCCGCUCUUUCCUCUCCAUACCCAAACCCCGCUCUCUCCUCUCCAUGAUUCGCCGCUACCCGACAAUUUUCGAGCUUUUCUCCAUCCCCACCCCACCAUUCCCUUUAAACGCCUCGGGCCCACUUUCUCAGCUCUGUGUCCGCCUAACCCCGCAAGCAGCCGUCUUAGCCAAAAGAGAAACCGAUUUCAAAAAGCGAAUCUCUGAUUCUCUGGCUUCAAAGCUCCAAAAACUCCUCAUGCUCGCCUCACCUCAUCACAGGCUACUCCUCUCCAAGCUCGUGCAUUUGGGCCCCGAUCUCGGUUUUCCCGCCAAUUUUCGCUCCCGAUUAUGCAACGACUAUCCGGAUAGAUUCAAAACUGUCGAAACUUCUUAUGGACGGGCGCUCGAGCUUGUUUCGUGGGACCAGAGCCUUGCUGAGGUCCUGCCGCGCGACGAGGAUGGGUCGGCCCGCGGGCUUAUAGUCGAUCGCCCGUUAAAAUUCAAACAUGUGAAAUUGCGGAAGGGGUUGAAUGUGAAGAAACGUCAUCGCGAGUUUUUACUUAGGUUUGGGGAAAUCCCGAGCGUGUGCCCGUACGGGAUAAGUGCAGUGGACUUGAGGAAAGAGUCUUUGGAGGCGGAGAAGAGGGCUUGCGCGGUUGUGAGGGAGGUCUUGGGGAUGACGGUGGAGAAGAGGAGUUUGGUGGACCACUUGACACAUUUUAGGAAGGAGUUUGGGCUUCCGAAUAGGCUUAGGGGUAUGUUGGUGAGGCAUCCGGAGAUGUUUUACGUGAGCUUGAAAGGGCAGAGGGAUUCGGUUUUUUUGGUGGAGGGAUAUAGUGAGAAAGGGGUGCUUUUGGUGAAGGAUGAGAUGUUGGAGAUAAGAGAUGAGAUGAUGAGGCUUGUGAGAGAAGGGAAGAGGAUGAGGAGAGAGAGGAGAAGGGAGUAUAUGUAUGGGGGAGUGGUUGAUGCUCGGAAUUUGGGGGGUGACGAGGAUUUUGAUGAGUUUGAGGAGGAUGAUGAUGAUGGUUUGGAUGAUCUGUUUGCAAUAGAAGAAGAAGAAGAAGAAGAAGAGUAUUAUGGUUCAGAGUAUGAAAGGAAUGAGUUGAUGGUGUAUGCAGAGAAUGCAGACUUUUGGACGGCUGAGGAGACAGCGAAAAAGCCCUGGUAG